CUCGUUAGCCAGUAUGACAGUUGGUGGCUUGUGGGCUAAGCGCUGUGGGGAAGGUUCUGGUGUCUGUAAGACCGUAAACUGUCUUGUUUUUGGUUUUUGUGUCCAUAACAGGGGUCUCAACGGUGACCGGAGGCGGAGAAACGAGAGAAAACGGGGGAAAAGGGAGCUGUCGUGUGUGAUUUAACCGCUUUCCUGCUUGCUAGCUAGCUUCAACAACUCCUUGUUGACGUUAUCGCUGAGUUAGCUGGCCGGACUUUGAGCCAGGAGCCGCGGCGCAGGACCCGUGCGAGGGGAGAGAUGUCUCCGGGGGAGAACCCUCACCUUCUCCUGGGGCGGAUUCGCUGCCUGAACCGCUGUAUCGAGUGCUUCAGGAGAGGCGAAGCUCUGCCGGAGAGCCUGUGCUUCGUGCCGAAGGAGGUGUGCUACAAAAUCUGUAAGGACUCGUCCGCCGGCUCCGGAUCCUCCUCCUCUUCGGCUUCAUGUGGAAACUCCGGGGGUAAGACCCUGGUUCCAGUGUGGGACCACCCGAACCAGCCCCCCAACAGGAAGACAGCCAAAUGCACCAUCGAGCCUAAAAAAGGGACCUGCAUACGGACAUCAGGGGAAGAGUACUACAACAGCCACGGCCUGUGGGUCAAAAUCAGCAAGGAGCAGCUGGAGGAGUACCGCAAUGGAGUGGAGAUGGAUGAGGGCUGGAUCCUGGCCUGUAAACACGCCGAGGGAGGACACCGGCUCGUUCCCGUUGAAGCCCCGGACACAGCCAGCAGGGAGCAGCAGCUUUUCGGCUACGACCACAAGCCUUGCAACAGGUGGGAGCAGGUGGUGGAUGCGGAGAACUGCCUGUACCUGGGGGGCAAACCCAGAGUGGCAGAGUAUGAUGAGGCCGCGGUGCAGAAGCUCAGAUAUGUUCCCGCCACCUGGACGUUUGAGUGUGAUGAGGACCUUGUUCACUAUUUUUAUGAUCAUGUUGGUAAAGAGGAUGAAAACCUAGGCAGUGUGAAGCAGUGCGUGAGCAGCAUUGAUGUCUCCUCAUGCUCGAAGGACCCGAAUGGUGGAGCCAGCUGCCUGACUGAUGGAGACACUGAGACGUACUGGGAGAGCGACGGAAUGCAGGGACAGCACUGGAUCCGCCUGCACAUGAAGAGAGGAACUGUGGUCAAUAAGCUGAUAUUGACAGUGGAUUCUACAGAUGACACCUACAUGCCUAAGAGAGUGACAGUGUUUGGUGGGGAGGGAGAUAACCUUAAGAAAUACGGCGACGUCAACAUUGAUGAGAAUCUGAUCGGUGAGGUGUGCGUGUUGGAGGACAUGACGAUACACUUGCCGAUCAUUGAGAUCAGGAUCGAGGAGUGCAGAGAUGGGGGGAUUGACGUGCGGAUCCGAGGGCUGAAGAUAAAGUCUUCAUGUGAACGUGAUCUGGGUCUGAACGCUGACGUGUUCCAGUCGCCCCACCUGGUGCGGUACCCUCGACUGGAGGGAACUCCUCCUGACGUGCUGUACCGCCGCGCGCUCGUCAUCCUGAGGUUCAUCUCACUCCUGGAUAGCCUUUUGCCUCACCUGGUGCCAGCCUGGGACUACAGCCUGGGCACCUUUAACCAGAUUAAAAGUAUAAAGCAGUUCCUGCUUCUGUCCAAACGCCGCUCAACCCUCAUCAUCCAGUGCCUGAAAGAUUCCGAAUCCAGCAAGCCUAACUUCAUGCCUCGCCUCUAUAUUAACCGCCGCCUGGCCAUGGAGCACCGGGACAACCCCAGCCUCGACCCCACCUGCAAAAAUGCUGUUUUCACUCAGGUGUAUGAGGGUUUAAAGCCAUCAGACAAAUAUGAAAAGACUCUAGACUACAGAUGGCCUGUGCGUCAUGACCAGUGGUGGGAGUGUAAGUUUAUCGCAGAGGGGAUCAUCGAUCAAGGAGGAGGCUUUCGGGACAGUCUGGCGGACAUGUCUGAGGAACUCUGUCCCAGCUCGGCUGAAUGUGCCAUGCCUCUGCCUUUCUUCACCAGAACCUCGAACCAGGGAGCUGGAGAGGCAAGAGAUUUUUACGUGCCUAACCCGUCGUGCCGAGAGUUCCACAAGUUGGAGUGGAUCGGGCAGCUCAUGGGAGCGGCUCUGCGCGGGAAAGAUUUCUUGGUUCUUGCUCUGCCUGGGCUGGUGUGGAAGCAGCUCACUGGAGAGGCAGUCAGCUGGAGCGAAGAUUUUCCUGCAGUGGACUCUGUGCUGGUGAAGCUGCUGGAGGCGAUGGAGCACAUGGAUAAGGAGACGUUUGACUUUAAGUUUGGCCAGGAGCUGGUGUACAGCACUCCGCUGAGCGACGGCCGGCUGGUGGAGCUGAUCCCCGGGGGCGGGUCAGUGGUGGUGCGUUAUGAGGACCGCAUGGAGUUCGUCCGGCUGGUGCAGAAAGCCAGACUUGAGGAGAGCCGGGAACAGAUAGCAGCCAUUCAGGCAGGCCUUCUGAAGGUGGUGCCGCAGGCUGUCCUGGAUCUUCUGGCGUGGCAGGAGGUGGAGAAGAAAGUGUGCGGAGACCCAGAGAUCACUGUGGAGGCUCUAAAACGUCUCACUCGCUAUGAGGAUCUGGAGCCGACAGAUAUCAGAGUGCAGUAUCUCUGGGAGGCCCUGACCAACUUUACUAACGAGGACCGCAGCAGGUUCUUAAGGUUUGUGACGGGUAGAAGUCGACUUCCUGCUCCGAUCUACAUCUUCCCAGAUAAACAAGGAUCUGAAACCACAGAUGCACUUCCACAGUCUUCAACCUGUUCCAGCACACUUUAUCUACCAAAAUAUCCAAGUGCUAAAGUUUGUGAAGAGAAGCUUCGCUACGCUGCGUAUAAUUGUGUGGCCAUCGACACAGACAUGAGCCCUUGGGAAGAGUGACCGGUCCACAUCACGUUUACCAAUUUUACACCACAGGAUUUUUACAUCGGUAGCUUUAGACAUCACUAUCCACGAGAACGUAUCUAUAGUGUUGCCAAUUGCAGAUGUACAUAAUAAACCAAUAUCUUAAACAUUCA
This is a messenger RNA of Pygocentrus nattereri (red-bellied piranha), 3002 nucleotides long. It is a transcript of the gene hectd3, whose product is annotated as HECT domain containing 3. The transcript is spliced from 21 exons. The record is from RefSeq and is a predicted model, not a curated record. Bases 298 to 2865 code for a protein of 855 amino acids. Gene Ontology annotation, molecular function: ubiquitin-protein transferase activity. NCBI's taxonomy places the organism in Eukaryota, Metazoa, Chordata, Actinopteri, Characiformes, Serrasalmidae.